This is a messenger RNA of Plectropomus leopardus (leopard coralgrouper), 2494 nucleotides long. It is a transcript of the gene batf, whose product is annotated as basic leucine zipper ATF-like transcription factor. The record is from RefSeq and is a predicted model, not a curated record. Gene Ontology annotation, molecular function: RNA polymerase II cis-regulatory region sequence-specific DNA binding; DNA-binding transcription factor activity, RNA polymerase II-specific. Gene Ontology annotation, cellular component: nucleus. Lineage: Eukaryota; Metazoa; Chordata; Actinopteri; Perciformes; Serranidae. Gene Ontology annotation, biological process: regulation of transcription by RNA polymerase II.
GAGCAUGAGCAAGCGAGUGAAAGAGAAGGAGGAGUGACAGAAAGGGAAAGAAAAGAGGGAAGAAAGAGACUCAUUAAGCCAAGUUCCUCUCAGCACUCGUUCUGCUACACAGACUCUGUCUCUUUCUUUUCUCUCCCUCACUCUCUCUCUCUCACACACACAUACACACACACCACAAAAACACACGCUCAAAAACACAAAGCAGAAGUGGACAAAGACACACGGUUUCAGUCGCCGCGGUUGGCUAUGGCUCAGGGCUCUGACAGCAAUGACACAAGUUACAAGUCCCCAUCACCUGGAAGCAGGCCGAGCUCCUCAGAUGAUGCGAAGAAGGUGAUGCGGAGAGAGAAGAAUCGGAUUGCUGCUCAGAAGAGCAGGAUGAGGCAAACACAGAAAGCUGACAGUCUGCAUAUGGAGAGUGAGAACCUGGAGAAGGAGAACGCUGCCCUGAGGAAAGAGGUGAAGCAGCUGACGGAGGAGGCCAAGUUUCUGUCGUCUGUGCUGAGCAGUCAUGAACCUCUGUGCACCGGCCUGGCUCCUCAGACCCACGACCCCCUCUACCCUCCUCAUCACAGCAGCUACCACCACCAGCACAUCACUGUACCACACUACCAGCACUGACCUGACUGACUACUGAGGCGGCCCGAAUGCGUGCUGCGAACAGAUGACUGACCUCAAUGGAGAGAAAGACUGACUGGAUAUGUGUCUUUAAAUGUUGUUCAAAACUGAGGAGUAUAACAGACCAAUAUGUCUACCAAACGAUGACAGUAUGGACCCCAAACUGUAACGAGUAGUGUUGAAAAGUAUUUAUUUUUUGCUUGUGUUCAUCUCUUUGCUUUUACCUGAUUAAUAUCAGUGAUCUGUAUGUGAACUUAAAGCUCCAGUGUGUAGGAUUUAGGGGACAUAUUGGCAGAAAUUGAAUAUAAUAUAAUAAGUACGUUUACUUGUAUAGUUACCUGAAAAUUAGAGUUAUUGUGUUUUCGUUUCCUUGAAUGAGUUGUUUAUAUCUACAUAGGAUGGAGGUCCUCAUCUGCGGAGUCUGCCAUGUUGCACCGCCAUGUUUCUACAGUAGCCCAGAAAGGACAAACAAAACACUGGCUCUAGAUCAUUUCCACAUCGGACAUGGUAGUUGGAAGACCAUCUGCAUAGAGGAGCACUGGGAAAAUACUGAUUUGUAAAGUAAAACGGCUUUAUUAGGUGUUUUUACUGCUGGGGCCAUUCGUUUUCAUGUGGAACCCCCAUGGUUAGCUGCCCCUCUGCAAAAAGCCAAUCAGCACCUGAAAAACACUGAUUUUUAAACUGAAACUGUUUUAUUUAGUGUUUUUACCAGUUUUAAUCGCCUGGUCUGUUUGUUUUGGAGAGGAAGACACCUCUGCAGAUAAUUUGGCUCCCAGUGAAAACCUCCUGAACGGCGGGAUCUUAGGUCAUCAGAGAAUAAAAGGUGAGCACAUUAACAGGUGCUAAGCUUGCAGACUGAACAGGCUUUUAAUGUGAAACUGCUUUAUUCUGUGUUUUAACUGUUUUAAAUAACUGGGUCUGUUGUUUUGGAAAUGAGGAGACCUCUGGGGAUAAUUUGGCUCCCGGACAAAAACUCUUGAAUGUCUGAAUCAAAAAAAAAAAAAAGAAAAGUUGAGCACACAUUACAUUACAUUAGCUGACGCCAAACAGCAUUGGAGAAACACAGAUUUUUGUGAAACUAAAUUUAUUCAGAGUUUAUACUGCUUUGAAUCACCUGGUCUGUUUCUUUUGGAGAGGAAGCGACCUGUGCAGACAAUUCAGCUCCUAAAUGUCUGGAUUUUAGGUUUUUAGAGAGAAAAGUAAGCACACAUUAGCAGGUGCUAGGGUAACUGCCCAUGUCUGACACGCCAAACGGCACUGGAAAAACACUGAUUUUUAACUUGAAACUGCUUUAUUUAGUGUUUUUACUCAUUUUAAUCACCUGGUCUGUUUGUUUUGGAGAGCAGAAGACCUUUGCAGAUAAUUCGGCUCCAGGUAAAAACCUCUUGUACAAUGAACAGUGAAAAAAUUCUAACUGGGGAAGUUUCAGCUGGUUGCAAUCUGCCACUAAAUACCCCUACGUCUUACACACUGCUCUCUUAAAUGAGUAGAAUGAUCAACCAGUCUAUGUUUACAUUGGGAGAAAAGAAAAAAACCUACUGUAAGAUCAGGUGACUCAGAUGGUACAGUAUUUUUGUAAAUUUUUAGUGUCAUGUCAUCCUGUCAUGUUUGAGUGUUUAUUAAUGUGUUUCAUUGUGUAAAUGUAGAUUGCCAAUGCUCAGGAGAUUUUUGACAGAUUUGAUUGUGGACAAACAGAAUGUAUAAAGUCGAGAUCCUUUAAAAUGAAAAAAAAGAGGCUUCAAUGUACCAAAAAACAGAAAGGCAGUGAAGAAUGGGCAUUCCAAGGGUCUUGACUUGUGUAAUGGUGAUGAUGCUGUGAAAAGACCCAGCAAACGAUAUUUAUUAAAUGUGAUGCCUUUUAGGUGAUCAUCUCUGA